UAAGGGAGGCCGGCUGCUGGGUGUCAGGCUGAGGGGCGGGAGCGGAGAAUGGGGGCGGCGGGAGGCAGCGGCAGGGACAGUGACUCGCUGCGGGCGGCGGCCGCCCCAUGGACUGAGUGACACGGCGAGAGAGGGGCAGCAGCGAGCCUCCCGCCGCCGCUGGGAGCCGCUUCUCCCGCCCAGCAGCCGCCGGAGGAGGAGGGGAGCCGGCCUCCAGCGCCGCCCGCCGCUUUCCCUCCGCCGCGGCGGGUGUUUGGCUGGUGCAAUGGCCAGGCUGGUGCCGGAGACCCGGCAGUGACUCGGUGCCCGUCUAGAGCCGUCCUGAGCGGGGGGGGAGUCGGGGCCGCCCCGGGAAUCUCUCUCCCCCCCGCCCCGGCUGCCGCUCCGGGCUGUUCAUGCCUUUGCAGCUGAGCGGUGCCCAGGGGCGGAGCAGCCUCCGCAGCGCCCAGUCGGGGAGCGUCCCCUCUGCUCCUGAGACAGGGCCCAGGCCCGGCCGGGAGCCCCCGGCUUCUCCGCAGCGCUAGGCCCCGGAGCGGACACCGGGGCCGGCUACAGAGUGAUCUCCUCCUGCCCGGCAGCUCGCACAGCCCCGCGGGGAGGGGGAGGAUGAGCCAGCUUCAGACGGCGAAGAUGUCCGCUCCCCCCCCGCCUGCGCCCCUGGAGCCCGGGGAGGGGGUGACCACGAGCCGCCAGAGGAAGCUGGAGUCCAUGAUCCGAGACCCUCGGUCCCCAGUCAAUGUGGAAAGUUUGCUGGAUGGCCUGAAUUCUUUGGUCCUUGAUCUGGAUUUUCCAGCACUGAGGAAAAACAAGAACAUAGAUAAUUUCUUAAAUAGAUAUGAGAAAAUUGUGGAAAAAAUUCGAGCUUUACAAAUGAAAGCUGAAGACUAUGAUGUUGUUAAGGUGAUUGGAAGAGGCGCUUUUGGAGAAGUACAGUUGGUUCGCCAUAAAACGUCACAGAAGGUUUAUGCAAUGAAGCUUCUUAGUAAAUUUGAAAUGAUAAAAAGAUCGGAUUCAGCCUUUUUCUGGGAAGAAAGAGAUAUCAUGGCCUUUGCCAACAGUCCCUGGGUGGUUCAACUCUUUUGUGCCUUUCAAGAUGACCGAUACUUGUACAUGGUAAUGGAAUACAUGCCGGGUGGAGAUCUUGUAAACCUUAUGAGCAAUUAUGAUGUGCCUGAAAAAUGGGCCAAGUUUUACACAGCUGAAGUUGUCCUUGCUCUGGAUGCAAUUCACUCCAUGGGCUUGAUACACAGGGAUGUGAAGCCUGACAAUAUGCUUUUGGAUAAACAUGGGCAUCUAAAGUUGGCAGAUUUUGGCACCUGUAUGAAAAUGGAUGAAACUGGUAUGGUGCGCUGUGAUACAGCUGUUGGAACGCCUGACUACAUAUCGCCUGAAGUCUUGAAGUCACAAGGAGGUGAUGGCUGCUAUGGACGGGAGUGUGAUUGGUGGUCCGUAGGAGUUUUUCUCUUUGAGAUGCUUGUUGGGGACACUCCAUUUUAUGCAGACUCCUUGGUAGGAACGUAUAGUAAAAUCAUGGAUCACAAGAAUUCAUUAAGUUUCCCAGAUGAUGUGGAAAUCUCUAAGCAUGCAAAGAACCUCAUCUGUGACUUUUUAACGGACAGAGAGGUGCGACUUGGGAGAAAUGGUGUAGAAGAAAUUAAACAGCACCCUUUCUUUAAGAGUGAUCAAUGGAACUGGGAUAACAUUCGAGAGACUGCUGCUCCUGUUGUACCUGAGCUUAGCAGUGACAUAGACAGCAGUAAUUUUGAUGACAUUGAGGAUGACAAAGGAGAUGUGGAAACCUUUCCAAUCCCCAAAGCCUUUGUGGGAAACCAGCUGCCUUUUAUAGGAUUUACCUACUAUCGAGAGAAUCUGUUGCUAAGUGACUCUCCUCAGUCUUGUAGAGAAAAUGAAUCCAUGCAAUCCAGGAAAAAUGAGGACAGCAAAGAGUUUGCACAGUUUCAGAAAAAAAUGAGCAAGUUAGAAGAACAACUCAGUAAUGAAAUACAAGCCAAAGAUGAACUAGAACAGAAGUGCAGGUCUGUUAACGCUCGUUUAGAGAAGACUGUGAAAGAACUAGAUGAAGAGGUAACAUCAAGGAAGAAUGUAGAAUCUGCAUUAAGGCAAUUAGAAAGAGAGAAAGCUCUUCUUCAGCACAAGAAUGCAGAAUACCAGCGGAAAGCAGAACAUGAAGCAGAUAAAAAACGCAAUUUGGAAAAUGAUGUUAACAGUUUGAAAGACCAGCUGGAAGAUUUGAAAAGGAGAAAUCAGAACUCUCAGAUAUCAAAUGAGAAAAUCAAUCAGCUACAAAGACAGCUGGAUGAAGCCAAUGCUUUACUACGCACAGAGUCUGAUACUGCAGCCAGGUUAAGGAAGAACCACACUGAAAGUACAAAGCAAAUCCAGCAGUUGGAAGCUAAUAAUCGAGAAUUACAAGAUAAAAACUGCAUGCUUGAGAAUGCUAAACUCAAACUUGAGAAGGACUUCAUCAAUCUUCAGUCAGCCCUAGAAUCUGAAAGAAGAGAUCGAAGUCAUGGGUCAGAGAUUAUCAGCGAUCUACAAGGUCGAAUAUCUAGCCUAGAAGAAGAAGUAAAAAAUGGAAAGAGUGCAUUAGCCAAAGCAGAAGUGGAGAAGAGACAAUUGCAAGAGAGGUUCACAGAUUUGGAAAAGGAGAAGAGCAACAUGGAAAUAGACAUGACAUAUAAACUCAAGGUUAUGCAGCAGAACCUGGAACAAGAAGAAGCUGAACAUAAAGCCACAAAAGCACGAUUAGCAGACAAAAAUAAAAUCUAUGAAUCUAUUGAGGAAGCCAAGUCUGAAGCCAUGAAAGAAAUGGAAAAGAAGCUGUUGGAGGAGAGAGCUUCAAAGCAAAAAGUAGAAAACUCCUUGUUAGAAAUUGAAAAGCGGUGUUCUAUGUUGGACUGUGAUCUCAAACAGUCGCAACAGAAAAUAAAUGAGCUGCUUAAACAAAAGGAUAAACUAAAUGAAGAUGUUAAAAACUUGACAUUAAAAAUAGAACAGGAAACACAAAAGCGCUGCCUUACGCAGAAUGACCUGAAGAUGCAAACACAACAAGUCAACACACUGAAAAUGUCAGAGAAACAGCUAAAACAAGAGAAUAACCAUCUCCUGGAAAUCAAACUGAGCUUGGAAAAGCAAAAUAAUGAACUCCGCAAAGAACGUCAGGAUGCAGAUGGACAAAUGAAAGAGCUUCAAGACCAGCUUGAAGCUGAACAAUAUUUCUCAACUUUGUACAAGACUCAAGUUCGUGAGCUUAAAGAGGAAUGUGAAGAAAAGACCAAACUUUGUAAAGAAAUGCAGCAAAAGAUACAGGAGUUACAAGAUGAGAGAGACUCCCUGGCUGCACAACUUGAGAUAACUUUGACAAAAGCUGAUUCAGAGCAACUUGCUCGCUCCAUUGCUGAAGAACAGUACUCUGAUUUGGAAAAAGAGAAGAUCAUGAAAGAAUUGGAGAUUAAAGAGAUGAUGGCUAGGCAUAAGCAAGAACUUACUGAGAAAGACGCUACCAUAGGAUCUCUGGAGGAAGCCAAUAGGACACUAACUAGUGAUGUGGCUAAUCUUGCUAAUGAGAAAGAAGAACUGAAUAAUAAACUGAAAGAAGUCCAAGAACAAAUUGCAAGGCUAAAAGAGGAAGAAACAAAUACAACAAUUAUUAAAACUCAGUUUGAGAAGCAGUUGUUGUCUGAGAGAACACUGAAAACCCAGGCUGUAAACAAGUUGGCUGAGAUCAUGAAUCGGAAGGAUCCAGUCAAACGUGGAGCUGACACUGAUGUGCGGAGGAAAGAAAAGGAGAAUAGGAAACUGCAUAUGGAACUGAAAUCUGAACGUGAAAAGUUGACCCAGAUGAUGAUUAAAUAUCAGAAGGAGAUCAAUGAAAUGCAGGCACAAAUAGCAGAGGAGAGCCAGAUACGAAUCGAACUGCAGAUGACGCUUGAUAGCAAGGAUAGCGACAUUGAACAGCUUCGCUCGCAGCUCCAGUCAAUACAUAUUGGCCUAGACUGCAGCAGCAUAGGCAGCGGACCUGGGGAUGCUGAGGCAGAUGAUGGAUUCCCUGAAUCAAGAUUAGAGGGUUGGCUAUCACUACCUGUCCGAAAUAACACUAAGAAAUUUGGAUGGGUGAAAAAGUAUGUAAUUGUAAGCAGUAAGAAGAUUCUGUUCUAUGAUAGUGAACAAGAUAAAGAACAUUCUAACCCCUACAUGGUGUUAGAUAUUGACAAAUUGUUCCAUGUCCGGCCAGUCACACAGACCGAUGUGUACCGAGCAGAUUCCAAAGAGAUUCCCAGGAUAUUCCAGAUUCUGUAUGCUAAUGAAGGAGAAAGCAAGAAGGAACCAGAAUUUCCUGUGGAGCCUAUGGGGGAGAAAUCAAAUUACAUUUGCCACAAGGGACAUGAGUUUAUACCCACUCUGUAUCAUUUUCCAACCAACUGUGAGGCUUGUAUGAAGCCACUGUGGCACAUGUUUAAACCUCCUCCUGCUCUAGAGUGUCGCCGCUGCCAUAUCAAAUGUCACAAAGAUCACAUGGAUAAAAAGGAAGAGAUUAUAGCACCUUGCAAAGUAUAUUAUGAUAUUUCAACUGCAAAGAAUCUACUAUUGUUAGCUAAUUCUACAGAGGAACAACAGAAAUGGGUGAGCCGAUUGGUGAAAAAAAUUCCAAAAAAGCCUCCAGCACCUGACCCCUUUGCUCGAUCUUCUCCUAGAACUUCCAUGAAGGUACAGCCAAAUCAGUCUAUGAGACGGCCAAGCCGACAGCUUCCUCCAAACAAACCAAGCUAACUGCCUUCUGUGAAUGCAGUCACUAUUCAAGGUGAUAAUUUUCUUCCCAUUAAAACAAGACUGAAACACGAUAUCCCAAAAUUUAUUAAAAUAUAUAUUUUCCUGAGAGACUGUACUAUAUAUAUCAGAGGUUUACAAUUUUUUGCUGCAAUAUAAAUUACUAAUCUCUGAGGGCUGUUUUGUAAUCCCUUGGGGUAACUGAUCAAAUGAGGACUGUUGGUAAUAGUAUAAGGAUACUUUAGCUAACCUUUUAGAGUCUUGUUCCAAAAAAGUUUAUCUUGGCAAGACACACACACUACAUUUCACAAAAGAAUUGAGAAGAGUGAAAAUUAAAACUGAAGAAAUCCAUCUUUCAACUUUGAUAGAGAGAUGCCACCAGCAUGUUUGCCAGAAAAGUAGGCGGGAAAGAUCCACCACAGUGGUAUAGACUGCAUCGUUAAGAAGUGACCAUUAUACUGUGUAUAUAUAUUGUACUGUAAUACUGCAAGAGGGUUUUAAAAAACUUUCCACUUUAUUUUUUUAUGCAUAUUAAUCAGAUACCAUUACUUACUGCAGUUGCAACUAUGCACUUAUGUAAAGCCAUAAUGUUGAAGUUAAUAUCAUUCAUACAUGUUUAUCAAAAGCUGCAUGUCAUUGCUGAGCAGCUAGUAUAAUGAGACGUUUGAAGUACAUACUCAUUUCAGUUAUUUCAUAAUGGGCAGUCCUAUUUUACCUAUCUGAAUGCCUUAAUUUAAUUUUUUCAAGGUCUAUGCCCAUUCUCUGUAUUUAAGGAUAAAAGAAUGUUUACCAACUCUUAGGAUACAAAUUUGCUUUGUGGCAGAAAAAAUAGUGCACUAUUUUUACACACAAUUAUAUCAAUGUCAGCCUAUUUUGAAUGUAUAUUGAUUGGUUUUGGGAUGGGGGGGAGUUUUGGUUACAGAAACAAUAAUUGAUAGUAUUGAAACUAAUAUAACUUUCAUGUGUACAUGUAACUUUUCAUCCAGUCCUUUUUACAAACCUCAAUAUUAGUCAUUGACUUUAUAUUACCCUUAUUAAGUGCUAUGAAACUUCAUUUUGCCUUGUUUUGCGUAUUCUCCUAGAUGUGUUUUUAUUUCUGGAAAAAAAAAGUCUGACUAUUUUUACAUUUUCACAGUACAAUAUCAAAGGACUGUCACAAACUUUGAAGAAAACUAAAACAGACUGUAGAUGUAUUUUAAAUUUUUGAAUCCAGUUCUCUAGCACAUAGCUGUAGGCAUAGAAAAAUAUUUCAGUAGUGCGUUUUGAGAACUUAUAGCUGGGAAUAAAGGGCCUUAAAGGCACUUAAUCUGAUUUUUUUUUUAACUUGGACUUGUACAAAAAUAUAAUUUAUGUGGGCUCGUUCAUGCUGUGUUCAUAAUUAUCCCCAAAAAUGCAUGUUUUAUACAAUUACAGGAAGCUAUGUUAAACAUAUCGACAGUAAAAAAAAAAAAAAAAAAAAAAAAUGUAACCUCCUACUUGGUCUCUUUUUUUAUAUAUAUAUAUUUAUAUAUUGUUUGGUAGUGUGAUCAUUAAAAAUAUGAUCGAACGUUUCAAGGAAGGAAGACAUUUCACUUGAUCUUUUCUUUGGGAACAGUGUUGUGAUGUUUAAAGGAUAGGACCAUGACUUGUAUAACACUAUCAUGGAGAGUGAACUUAGGACCACAGGAAUAUUGAAAAUGGAUAUAGUUACAUUUUAUUACCGCUAAUACAAUGUAACUUUCCCAGUCUGCGCUCAGUUUUAUAGUUAUGCAUUCUCAACCUAAAAUGUUUGGGCAUUCUUCAACUUAAAACUAAAAGGUUCAAGUAUUGGCCCAAUGCACAGUAAAAGCUGUGUAUCCUUUCCCUGCUUGUUGUGAUUUACUGAAAUGAAGCAGGUUUUAGGUAAUGCUUAUUUGCAGACAAAACAAAAUUUUAAAAAUGUAUUCAAUAAAACUGUUUCCAUUCACUGAAAGCAUACAUAUUUUAUAUAAAAUAUUUUGUUACAUUGUGGGAAGUUCUAUCCUAUUCUGAAUUGGAGAAUAUAUGUACAUAUAUAUAUAUAUAUAAAAAAAUAAGCUAUCUGAGUAAGGUAAAAUAGUUCCUGAUGUUGACAAAACUGGUAAUUAAUUGAAAUAUUUAUAUAUAAAAGGCAGCAAUUGUCAUGAUUGUGUGAAAAUGAAAUCUGUCAUUUAAGGGGAAGGUGUAAAGAAAUCUAACUAAGGCCAGAAGGAGGUCCCUGGCAGCACAGAUCCAAUGACAACAUGGUAAGCAAGGCCCAGGAGCUGCUUGGGGCCAGAGCCACUGCAGUGUCUCCACAUGGAAGGCCCUGACCUCCCGAGGAUCCCUAGGGAUCUGCCAAGUUUGGGGUGGCUUUUCUGUGGAAGAAACACCCCACUCCAAGCAUCAUGUUACAGGGAAUCUCCACAAAGAAAUCAUCCUGGGGAUUUCCUCAUAAGAAGUUCCUUCAUGUGGCUUUUCAUAUGGGAGGGGAUAAUAUAGCCUCUGAUAGCUAGCAUUUUUAUAACCAAGUUUAACCUUAAAAAUCAUUCUGAAAUAUCCACCCUCCAAAGAGAGAAUAUACUGUGUUUACCAGCCUCAUCUUUGAGAUAUAUGUGUGUGUGUUUGUAUGUACAGUACACAAUAGUUGCCUGUUACACAAACAGUAAAUUGUUCUUAGUUUUGCCCUUGCAAGUAACUAAUGUUACUGUGGAACUCCCUAAUUAUUCCCUGUUCAGAGGAAUAACAUUAAUAAUCAGGGAUCCUAGAAAUCUGUUUGCCGUGAAAAAAUGUGGAAUUUGCAUUUUUACAGAGACUCUUUAGUUUUUACAUUUUGUGAAAAAUAUAAAAACAUACACAGAGUGAACUCCAUUUAUCUAAGCCUCCAUUAUCCAGCUCUCUGUAUUAACAGAACCGCCAGGGGCUGACAACACCGGGCGGCUGGUGGUUUGGUUAAUACGGACAGCUGGGUAGUUGAGUUUUGGAUAAACAGGGUUCUACUGUAUAUCAAUAAAACAUGUUCAACUGCUACCCAUAUUUAUUGUGGCUAGGGCUAGAUUUGGGCGUUUUUUUAUUGGAGGAUUUUGGUUUUUUAUCAUGGAAAACUAGGAUGCCUGCUAAAAAGGUAAUCUGGAAUGCAAAAUUAUCAAGAUUUUAAUUAUAAUCACUGUAGACAUACUUGCAUAUCAGCUUCCUUUUCCUCAUAUUCAGCUCUUCCCAUUUACCUCGCUUUGUACAAAACAUUACCUUAACCUAUUGCUCUGAUUACAUUCUGUUCACGGUCACGCUUCCCCAUAGCCCAUGUAGAGUCUGUUUUAUUCAGAAUUGGGCAAGCUCAUUCUUUAGUCAGUUUCAGAAAUACUUGCCAAGACCAUGUUGGUUGUUCUACUAAUUCUGACCGUCAUUGCAAACUUAACUUUUACAAGCAUUUCCCUAUGAACAAGAUUAAGUGAUUAAGACACAACGUACAGCAGUCUCUUAUUAAUUUAAUAAAGGCUACUGCCAUUGGCAUAACGUACAGGAGAGCUAUGGAGGGUUAUAUUUGUUUUGUUUAGAAAGUUUGUUUUGCCAUUGUUUAAAUUCUUUCUGGUGAAUCCCUACAUCAGGCUCUCAAGAACAUCGCUGGGAAUAAAAGAACCUCGGUAAUCUGUGAAAUUAAGGCCCAGUCCCACUGAGGGUAUGUCUGUACUGUAAUCACAGGGUCUGACUGCAGCUCCAGCCAACAUAGCUGAGCUAAUGUUAAUCUAGCUAGUCCAGGUCCCAGAAGAGUGAAGUCGCAGCAGUAUGUGCAGGGUGCACGAACCCAUUUAUAACCCUGGUAAUUUCUCAUAGGGCUAGCCCACGCUGAAGCUUGUACUGCUAUAGCUUCGCUGCUCCAGGACCUCGGUUAGUUAGAUUACAGCUAUUUUGGGUACAUUGGCUCAAGCUGCAAUCAGGCCUAGUAACUGCAGUCUAAAUGUACCCUCAGAUUCCCUGUGUGAGCUCCAGUGGCUGGGUAUUGUUCUUCCUGACUGAGCAGAGGCAAGUAAUUGGCAGGUUUUCUGGAAAUGUUUCUUUUGGCCCUUGGGUAAAUACUGGAGGCCAACAGUCUACAAAUUACAGGGAGUCCUGAUUGUCACAAUUCAGGGCAACGGCACCUGUAUAUUCCCUCAAUGGUCCAGCAAGCGCACCCACUUUCAGGCUCCUAACACCCUGGUCAUUGCCUCUCUUGGGUGGAGACCUGCGUCUCUCUCCCUUCUGACUGGGGUAUUUCCAGGAUGCACCAUUCCUGGAUUUCACUGUGUUAAUCCCAGCAGUCUGCCCAAGUGCACCUUCUUGCUUUCUCUUGAGACUGAUGAUAGAGAGAUUGUCGGCAAUUAUAAAUUACCACAAAAUAACUUUUACUUGAUUCUUUAAGAUAAAAGCACUAUGAAGUACACAGUAAAAGAACCUACAGACAUACUACUACUCUUACCAGAGAUCAGCUCCACCCUAACAUGGCUCUUGCCGGAGCAGUCCUUCCAAACCUCACCUAAGGGGUUUCUUUUGUGAUCACAAGUUCAUCACAGCUUCAGCUCAGAACAAGUACACUCAUAAGUUUUGUCCACCCUUUAUACUGUUCAGGAGACUUUUGAUCUGGAGUUUUGAGGACCAGGUAAUUAAUUUUCAUCCUCAGGGCACAGUUUCAAAAGAGUGGAUUCAAAUUGGGUCAUUUGCAUUCCCUUACACUCAGGUUUUCCUAGGAAAUCUGCUUCACAUGUAUUAUUUCAAAACGCCCUUGGAAAUUCCUAAUACCUCCUAGAGAUUGCAUUAGUCAGUCUCCUACAGAAGUUAAAUACAUAAAAUUCCAUAAUAACACAUAUUCAAUUGCAUUUUUAAUACAAUGAGCCCCAAAAGUAUUAAAGCGCAAUACAUAAAGUGCAACUUAAUUCAGUAUAUUGCAGGAAUGUCAGCCUGUCACACUGAUUAUCUUGGUGAACUCUCUAGAUACGUCCAAUUUAUAGAGGUGCUUCAUAUAUUCGGAGCUACCUCUUUGCAUUCUAAAGUCCAGUGUCCCUGGGGACAAAAGUGGGGGGAUUAUCAACAGUUUGUCACCUGCUAGGGCUUGUCUACACAGUACAGCAAAGUGAUAUAGAGGAGUGUGAUAGGUAGAGCAUGCCAGCAGGAUUUACAUGGGGGAGUUGGAGCAUUCUAACAGAUACCUAGUUAUAUUAACAUAAUCUGGUCUACACUGGGUAAUUAGGGCAACACAUUAGAGUAUUCUACAAAAAACACCCCUCAGGCGUGCUCUGCCACAACGUGUAGAUAAGACUUUAGAGAUUAAAGCUGCAAAUUCCAGUUCACCUGCUUAGAUUUACAGGAAUCUGUUGUUACAUGUAGCACUCAAGAAGCUGGGAGGAGAUGGAACAGCACGUAACAAAGAAAAUAAUUAAAAUGGCCGUCACCAGCAUAGCAAGCAUAACAGUGGGGCUGGGAGACUACCUCACUUCCACUGACCUCCAUAUCUUCAUGGUCCUUCACAAGUAGUAAGUGACAUUCAGUCUAGUGGCUCCAAAUCUUCAAUACAUUUUUUUUCUUUAGCUCCAUGUGCUUUGGCAGGAAGGGUGACUGGAUAGUAAUGUCCCUUCUGAAGAAGGGGAUAGCAAUCAUGCCUUGUGUAGAGGACUAGUUAAAUGGAGGCUCCUCUCAACUUGCGGUCACAUCCAGCUCUGGAACUUUUUCAAAUAUUGGACUGAUUGUAAUGUAUCAAAGAACCUAGGAGUUUAUCUUAACAGUGGAUAAGUAAGUUUUAUCAGGUGAAAUUCCUCAUGUGAAUCUGUGAUAUCCUGCAGAAAGCCUGUCCUGUUGGAAUGCUUUUUUCUAUCUUCUUUAGAGCUCAUCUCCCCGUUUUGAAGAGUCUCAGUACUCAGCAGUCACUAUUGCCAUGGUGGUCAGGGAAGGAGAAGACAUCUUCAGUCAUUUUGUGGCUCAAGGACAUUAGAGUUUGGAUGGUUUUGUGACCUUGUUCAUCUACAGAGUUUAAUUAUAUAAUCCAAUCUAAAUUGGGUUUUUAAGACUAUAAUUUGAAAAUAUGGAUUCUUUGGCAUGUUUGAAAACGGCCUAAGAUUUUUGUGAGCAGAAUGGGCCUGUUUUGAACUGCAGAGUUGCUCAAUGUUUCUGAAUCUCUGAUAGUGCCAGAUGUGAGUCAUUUUCCAAGUUAAAACCAUUUUGGUGAUCAGUUUUCACAGAAAUCAUUGCUGAAAACCCAGACUUGCCCAGGUAACUGGAAGCGUAUGAAAGCAGCACUUUCAUAGCUUCAUCAGGGAGUUCUUCAAACACGUCUUUAACAGAAACAGAAUUCCUGGUUUGGUAUAUUUGCAGACUUAGCCUUUGGCAUGUGAUGACUUCACAACUAUAAGAUUUUCUCGAGCUGAGAUAUUUAUUUGGAACAUAGGCUUAGCACUUGGUAAAAAUCAUUCCAUUAUAAAGAUGAGAUGCACCUGUCUCUCCCUCACCCGCUUUUCCCUAUCUGCUAGAGCUGGGGCUCCUGCUGACAUUGGGAGCCUCUUUGCCCCCCACUUAGCUGAGAGACUUCCUGAUGAAUGAUUCCCACAGCAGGGAUUCUCUCUCUGCUGAAGAUCCCCUGUGAGAGCGGAGGACACAGAGAUAAGACACUAGUGUAGUCUCUUUAAUUAGAAAAACCAAAAACAGGCAUAUUGAUUACAUUUUUCCUUCCAAACACUCACGGCUCAAUGAACCCUUUGUAGCUCCCUAAGGGGGACCCAUGACCCACACUGAACUGGGAGACACUUUUUUUCAUUAUGGAGGUGGAGGAAGUUGUUCCCCAGAAAAACAAAUGCCUCUACAAAUAAUCCAUUUCUAAUCCCCAAAUCAUCCCAUAUCAUAGUGAGCUAGUGGUGGAUGUUCCAAGAGAUCUGAUUGUGGGAGCUCUCUAAUGCACCACUGUUAAGGGAUGAUGCUCCAGAAAUAAACUAUUUAUAUAUAUAACUAUUUAUAGUUUAUUAAACAGCAUGAUGCUUCCAACACUAAGGUGUUAAAUAUGUAGAUAAAUAUGUAUGUAUAAUAAAUGUAAAGUUUUCCCUCUGUGUAUGAUGGCAAGAUCAAGACAAAUGUCAUAAAAGUUGCUUUUUUUUAUUGCAGAAAUGGGAUAUUUUAUUAAAAAUCCAGUGUAAGAUAUCUAAUAUAUUAACAAAAAUAGCUGAAAAUGACAUUUUUCAUGUGUCACUAUAGAACAGAAAAAUUGGUGCUGAUUUAUCCAUUUAAAUGUGUUUUAUACAGUUUUCACCCAGUAGGAAAAUAUUUUUAAAUAGUCACACUUUCCACAGCCAACACAGAAACUUUUGAAAAUUUGUACAGACUGUCUAAAGCUAAAAAUCUACCCUUGCAUUCGCUCCAUUAAGUCAAUACCAAGUAACUGAUUUUGAAAUACAAUGAAAGGCAUUAAAAAUACCUGUACAGUUGGCAAAAAAUAUUUUAAUAUUAUGAAAUUACUGUGAUUUCUGGUACUGGAGGUCCUGAUCCUGCAAUCUUUUCUGUGCAAGCAGACCCUUAGGCUCACAUUGAAGUAAUGGAGCUCUGCACAGGUACACGGGGUCCACUUCUGUGGAUCUCAUUGCUGGAUUAGUGCCUAUGAUCUCACACACUGGGUUGAAAUCCUGAUCCUGUUGAAUUAAAUGGAAGUUUUGCCAUGGGACCAGGCUUUAACCCCCUAGUGAUCAAUAGACUAAAUCAAUAACGGUAUAGAAGCUCUUUUAAAAAGAAGAUGCUUUUCUACCUGAAAAAUGUAAUUCUGGGAGAAAACAAGGCAUGCUACACACCAGAAUAAUAUAUAACAAUUGCUGGUUGGAAACAUUGUAGUAUUCAUUCCCCAUAGACAAAUGUCAAAAGUCACUGCUAGUAAUUACGCAAACCUAUCUGUUUUAAUAAACCUGAUAUUUUGCUCUACUACAAAGCAUGUUAUGAGUGGAAUGUAAAAGUAAAACCUCAAGUACAUAUUUGCAUCUUACAACACAGAAAACUUGCAGAACCAUAUAAUAGAAGGAGUUAGUCAGAUUCUAUUAGAAAGUAGGUGAGCCCAUAGGGGAGAGAGUUUGCCUGUGGCUGUGUAAUGUCCUGCACUGAGGUGAGGCAUCAGCAGUGGAGAGCGAACCUGGCAUCAUUGGGAUCUUAAAGCAAAAACCUCUACUGCCUGAGCUGUUUGCUCGCUAAGACUGUAGCAGGCUCAUUGAGCUGGAGUACUGACCCUUUAAAAGGGAGCAGGCCUAGUCCACCUGUGCCUGGAUAGCUGCCUUCUAAUGGGAAUGCAGAGGAAACACCUGGCCUAUAAAAUGGGUCUGGCAGAAGUUUGGAAAAGAAGACAAUAAGAGGCAGCUGGGAUCUGGUAGAAGGUUCCUGCAGUGAGAGUGAGCUGCUGGAGUUCCCCACGGAAGCAGUCGUGGAGAGCUGAUGAAGGAAGAGAGCUGGAAAAAAACUCGGGGCUAGAGAGCAACAGAAAAGAGUUUACCCUGCUGACUUUGAGCCAAGAGAGAAGGUAAAUCCAGACAGGCCAGCAUUCCAGACAAGGAGCUAGGAAAGCUCUGGGCCAGGAGAGCAGUGGAAGGAAGUCUGCUUGCUGACUCUUCGAGCUCGGUGAGGAGGAAGGUACAAGGGACUAAUCCUGGGGGAACCCAGGGUGGGACUCAGAAUUUAAGCCCAGGGUGGGUGGCCCUUAAUUAUCCUGCACUUCCAUUAAGCCAAGGGCAGGUGGACACUGUUCAUUUGGGGGGGGGGGGGGGGAAGAGGGUUGACACUGGGGAGAACACUGAGCAUCCCCUGCUGUGAUCAAAGAGGGAGGCCAAAGAACAGCCUGGCUUUUGUAUUAUGGUGAUGGACUGUACUUUGACUUUGGGGGUCAUUUUGAAGCAUUUUACACUAAUAAAUUAGAUCACAAUGAGGGUAUUAUUGGACUGAAGAGUGAAGGUAGAGUUUGAGGAACCUUAGGAUGGAGAAGCUGAUGUUGGGGCACCUUCAGGGCCACUUCUAGCCAUGCAGGGGCAUCCCAGGAUGACCUGUCUUGUUACACAUUAACCUCUCUAUGUGGCCCAGCCAUUACUAGAGGGCAGCCGAACAUCCACCAAAUAAAUGGGUAUGGGUUAGAGUUGCAGGAUUGAAAGAUCCCUAAAAGGUUAAUAGGUGCACUUUUGCUUUUAUCCCAGUAAAGAUGGGUUAAACAAAACAGCUGACUUAUGGGUGUUUUGUAUGAUGAUAUAAGCUUUUUAAUUGGAUGAAAGGAGCAUUUGAUAUAUUCACUAUGGGUGUGGCAAACCUAGCUUAUUCUGUGAUCCUACAGCUGAAUUACAAAUUUAGGGCCAGAUUUUCAAUUGGCUUCCUUCUCUGCAGACUCCAUAGGUAGUUAGAUAUCUAAUUACAGAUCUGUUUACAAAAAAGAUAGAGAGGAACCUACUAAUGAGUUGUGGUCAUACAGUUGCAAAAGGAAAAUCAAAAUAACUUGGAGGUACAAAACUGUGCCUAUAUAAAUGAAGAAAACUGCUGAAAAGAUGACCCUUAAUCUGUAAAGAACUGGAGUGUUACAAGAACUUCUUCCAGGGGAAUUCUGGGCCACUGCACAAUGCAGAAUUUGUGCAGAAUUACUGUUCUAUGCAGAAUUAGCAUUGCAGAGCCCCAUUGGGCUCAGCAGAGCCCAGCUCACAAAUAGAAGACACUGCCAGGGGGACAGGGACAGAGCUGGAGGGUUCUUAGCAGCUGCAGUUCCUAGCACACCCUGAAGGAAGGGUGGUGUAUGGAGUUUCUUGUACGAGUCUGGAACCUAGCAUCAAGCUGUUUCUCCCUCUGGACUGGGGGCCCUGCGACUGGACUCUGGGGAGAGAAGUACAGGUGUCUGGCCCUGUGGCUCAGCUCUGGGUGUGGGAGGGGGCAGAGAAACAGAAACUGGGUUGUUACAGGGGUUUCUUUAACUCUCUACUCCUGGGGGAAUCUUUUUUGUCAUCUGUAUUGGUACAGACGUAGUUGCUGACAGGUAUUCUGAAAUAAAUUACCAAAAAAAUUGAAACCGGCAUGAUUAUAUAGUGUUAUUUUAACAAAAUAUGCAGAAUUUUAAAAUAUUGUGCACAUAACUUUUAAUUUUUUGGUGCAAAAUUCCCCCAAGAGUAAAAAACCAAGGAAUCUACAUAGUACAAAAUAUGAAGAAAAAAAAUUGCAUGAAAAUGUCAGGUACCACUGAAACCUGUCUUAAAUGACCAAUAAAAUUUUCUUCUAAUAAAAUAUGCUUCAUUAACUACUAUUAAUUGUAAUAAAACAUAGGCAACAUUGUACUUAAUCUUUUAAGGGAUAAUAUGAGGCAGGUGGCAUACAGAAGGCUGCCUGGACAUGGAGGUCUCUUGUUCAGGUUUCAUUGUAUUUUUUUGGUCCAAACUGUUUUAUAUAUGUUGAAGCUGGGGAGAAGCUGUCAUCUAAUCAGUCUUUUCAGUCUUUCUGUAAUGCAGUAUUGUGGCUGUGACCCAUAUGUUAAGAACCAGCAUGAUUAUGAAACGGACUAGAACUAAGAAGGAGAAAAACAUUCAAUUAAUAAAAUGUUAUAAGCAUGAAUGCUAACAUUACCUGCUGCCGUUUCCACAGGCUACAAUAACUUGUGCACAAAGUUUUACUAGUGUACAUUCUGAACAGUUCACCUUCCACAACUCCUUAAUGGACUGCCUCAAAAUACUGUGUUAAGGAACCCAUAUGUCAGACAUCAAAAAUUCUGAAAAUAAAUAGUUUCCAGAUUCAUGUUUUGUUUGAGGGGGGGAAAUGAACUAGGCAGAUGUAUUCUCACCUGAUGAAUAGUGAUUUGUUAAGUAAUACCCAGAAGUAUUUAAAAAAUAAAUACAUCUAGAUUCCUUAAUGUAAA
Molecule: messenger RNA, 15628 nt
Organism: Chelonia mydas (Green sea turtle)
Lineage: Eukaryota; Metazoa; Chordata; Testudines; Cheloniidae
Gene: ROCK2
Product: Rho associated coiled-coil containing protein kinase 2
Exons: 33
Coding region: 607-4791 (1394 amino acids)
Biological process (GO): mitotic cytokinesis; regulation of cell junction assembly; embryonic morphogenesis
Cellular component (GO): cytoplasm; centrosome; cytoskeleton
Molecular function (GO): small GTPase binding; ATP binding; Rho-dependent protein serine/threonine kinase activity
Source: RefSeq, a predicted model, not a curated record